AUGGGACCCAGAAACCAAACAGCUGUUUCAGAAUUUCUUCUCAUGAAAGUGACAGAGGACCUAGAACUGAAGUUAAUCCCUUUCAGCCUGUUCCUGUCCAUGUACCUGGUCACCAUCCUGGGGAACUUGCUCAUCCUCCUGGCUGUCAUCUCUGACUCCCACCUCCACACCCCCAUGUACUUCCUUCUCUUUAAUCUCUCCUUUACUGACAUCUGUUUAACCACAACCACAGUCCCAAAGAUCCUAGCGAACAUCCAAGCUCAGAAUCAGAGUAUCACUUACACAGGCUGCCUCACCUAGAUCUGUCUUGUCUUGGUUUUUGCUGGCUUGGAAAGUUGCUUUCUUGCAGUCAUGGCCUAUGCGCCACUGAGGUACACAGUCCUCAUGAACAUCCAUUUCUGCGGCUUGCUGAUUCUUCUCUCCGUGUUCAUGAGCACUGUGGAUGCCCUGGUUCAGAGUCUGAUGGUAUUGCAGCUGUCCUUCUGCAAAAACGUUGAAAUCCCUUUGUUCUUCUGUGAAGUCGUUCACGUCAUCAAGCUCGCCUGUUCUGACACCCUCAUCAACAACAUCCUCAUAUAUUUUGCAAGUAGCAUAUUUGGUGCAAUUCCUCUCUCUGGAAUUAUAUUCUCUUAUUCUCUUAUAGUCACCUCUGUUCUGAGAAUGCCAUCAGCAAGAGGAAAGUAUAAAGCAUUUUUCACCUGUGGCUCUCGCUCUCACCUCUCUGUUUUUUCCUUGUUCUAUGGGACAGCUUUUGGGGUGUACAUUAGUUCUGCUCUUGCUGAGUCUUCCCGAAUUACUGCUGUGGCUUCAGUGAUGUACAUUGUGGUCCCUCAAAUGAUGAACCCCUUCAUGUACAGCCUGAGAAAUAAGGAGAUGAAGAAAGCCUUGAGGAAACUUAUUGGUAGGCUAUUUCCUUUUUAG
Pongo pygmaeus (Bornean orangutan) is the source of this 921-nucleotide messenger RNA. It is a transcript of the gene OR7G1, whose product is annotated as olfactory receptor family 7 subfamily G member 1. Gene Ontology annotation, cellular component: membrane. Lineage: Eukaryota; Metazoa; Chordata; Mammalia; Primates; Hominidae. Gene Ontology annotation, molecular function: G protein-coupled receptor activity; olfactory receptor activity. The record is from RefSeq and is a predicted model, not a curated record. Gene Ontology annotation, biological process: G protein-coupled receptor signaling pathway.